Camellia sinensis is the source of this 1054-nucleotide messenger RNA. The record is from RefSeq and is a predicted model, not a curated record. Lineage: Eukaryota; Viridiplantae; Streptophyta; Magnoliopsida; Ericales; Theaceae.
CCUCCAAAUUUUUGUCUCUCUUUCUCUCUCUCUCUAAGUUUAUUGUUGUUGUAAGAUCUAAUUAUGGAGUUAACCAAUAACUAGGGUUUCCUGGUUGCUUCUGAAACUCCAAAAGCUUCGAGCUUUUACAUCGCUAUGUAUCUGUAAAAACAUAUAUCGAACUAUAUAACAAUGGCGACCACAAACCCUUUUGAUCUUCUCGGCGAUGAUGACAACGACGACCCCAAUCAGCUCCUCCAGAAGCUCCCUCCCCCUCCGAAGAAAGCCCCAGCUCCGGCUCAGUCCGCCGCCGCUACUCAGCCAGCUAAGCUGCCCUCCAAGCCUCUCCCUCCAGCUCAGGCCGCGCAUUACCAUUGUGAAGGUCAUUGAGAAUGAGUGGUUUAAGAAGGGAUAUAAGCCUCCUAUUUUUGCAAACGAGGAUGUUAGUCUCGAUGAUGUGGAUGCUAUUUUCAAUGAAUCAAGGGACACUCAAAACCUUGUCGUGGAAAGACGGGAAGAACAACCUGUGAAUCCUGUCUCUAUGAACGCUUUUGAAUACUUAUAUCUAAAUCUCAGGGUCUUAACCUCAGUUCUCUGUUUGAAAAGCAAAUGGUGAAACGAUGACAACCUUUCUCAGUGAUAAAUGUACUAAGUUAUUGUAUGAACAGUACAAAACUAGAAUGGCAGUGCUGCUCCAAAGUCACGCAUUCCUCAAAUGGUUGCUCAAACACUGGGUUUUGGCCAAAAACAUGAUGCAACUGUUGAUAUACCGUUGGAUUCAAUGAAUGUAAUCAAUUUACAGUUUGAAUUUAUAUUGUUUCAUAGUAUUGGGAGCACUGAGUUGUAUAUCAUGUGGUGUGAUAUGGCAGGAUCCUAAGAAAAGGGAGAAGGAACUUGCAGCUUGGGAAGUGGAUCUAAAAAGGAGAGAACGUGUUAGUUUUGCCUUUCAUUAUCGAGAAUAUACUUGCAACUGUACCUCAUAAAUCUGUUUGUAUUUUCUUAUUUGUAAAUUACUUAUUUGACUGCCUUCAAAAUAACAACCAUAGUUCUUCAUGAUUUGAUGACGACUUCUUUA